CCUGCUGCAUUACGUAGCAUCCGACACUUCCAAUGCUCCAACUACUUCGAACAACUUCACAUAAAACAUACAACAACAUUGUUUCCAUCGAAACAUUUCCAAGCUUUUAUUUCUAUUUCUCCACCCUCUCUACUCUCAAACCCUGUUUUUUGCCAUUUCCACUUUAAAACUCUCUCAUUUCUCUCUCUCUCUCUCUCUCUCUCUCUCUCUCUCUCUCUCUCCACAUUGAUCCCUUUUAUUCACAAUAGAUUAAGGCAUUCUACACUCAGAUUAUAUUCACUCGAAAUGGCAACAACAACGACAGUUUCUAAUAUGUCCAUUGCAAUGUCAAGACCUAGGAUUACCUCAUCACAAAAGUUAGGUCCUGCAAUUCUUGGAUGUAGGGUUAAGGUUGGCUCAUGUGAUAAACUAGGAAGUGUUUGUCAUGUUGCAUCGGUGAAACCCUUCCAGCAGGUCUCAACAUCAUGUGCCUCAAAAUUUGACAAGUUCAUAACAAAGGCGACGUCUGAGUCAAGUUCAAACAAGCAAGUUACAGGAUUGCCAAUUGAUUUGAGAGGUAAAAGGGCAUUUAUUGCUGGUGUGGCCGAUGACAAUGGAUAUGGCUGGGCAAUAGCAAAAUCUCUCGCAGAAGCAGGAGCUGAAAUUCUUGUUGGCACAUGGGUACCGGCUCUAAAUAUAUUUGAGUCCAGUCUACGACGUGGAAAAUUUGACGAAUCACGCAAGUUACAAGAUGGAUCAUUGAUGGAGAUUACUAAAGUGUAUCCCUUGGAUGCAGUCUAUGACACUCCCGAAGAUGUCCCAGAAGAUGUGAAAGCUAAUAAGCGCUAUGCUGGAGCUUCAAAUUGGACUGUCCAGGAAGUUGUUGAAUCUGUUAAGAAGGAUUUCGGCACAAUUGACAUACUUGUGCAUUCACUUGCUAAUGGACCAGAGGUCAGCAAACUAUUGUCCGAGACAUCUCGGAAAGGAUAUCUAGCUGCCUUGUCUGCGUCUAGUUACUCUUAUAUUUCCUUACUAAAACACUUUCUUCCAAUCAUUAAUCCAGGUGGAGCUUCGCUAUCUCUAACAUAUAUUGCUUCAGAGAGGAUUAUUCCAGGAUAUGGUGGUGGUAUGAGUUCAGCUAAAGCUGCUUUGGAAAGUGAUACCAGAGUGCUUGCUUUUGAAGCUGGUAGAAAGAAAAGAAUCAGAGUCAAUACUAUAUCUGCAGGUCCACUUGGUAGCCGUGCUGCGAAAGCGAUUGGUUUCAUCGACAUGAUGAUUGAUUAUUCAUUUACCAAUGCACCACUACAGAAAGAACUACAUGCAGAGGAGGUAGGUAACACUGCUGCUUUCUUGGCAUCACCUUUAGCAUCAGCUAUCACAGGUGCUGUUAUAUACGUCGAUAAUGGACUAAAUGCCAUGGGAGUUGGAGUCGACAGUCCGGUAUUUAAAGACCUUGACAUUCCAAGGGACCAACAUUGAAAUUGAGAUUGAACUGAUUAGUUUUUCUUGUCUACGAAUCCUGAUCCUUCUAUUCAACUAAGACGAUACGGCUUAUGAUGAUGA
Molecule: messenger RNA, 1542 nt
Organism: Trifolium pratense (red clover)
Lineage: Eukaryota; Viridiplantae; Streptophyta; Magnoliopsida; Fabales; Fabaceae
Product: enoyl-[acyl-carrier-protein] reductase [NADH], chloroplastic-like
Exons: 13
Coding region: 286-1458 (390 amino acids)
Biological process (GO): fatty acid biosynthetic process
Molecular function (GO): enoyl-[acyl-carrier-protein] reductase (NADH) activity
Source: RefSeq, a predicted model, not a curated record